This is a messenger RNA of Zea mays, 675 nucleotides long. Its product is annotated as cinnamoyl-CoA reductase-like SNL6. NCBI's taxonomy places the organism in Eukaryota, Viridiplantae, Streptophyta, Magnoliopsida, Poales, Poaceae. Gene Ontology annotation, molecular function: oxidoreductase activity, acting on the CH-OH group of donors, NAD or NADP as acceptor. The coding region runs from base 64 to 675 and encodes 203 amino acids. The record is from RefSeq and is a predicted model, not a curated record. The transcript has 3 exons.
ACGGUGGAGAAGGAGGUGCGCGCGGCGCACAACGUGCUGGAGGCGUGCGCGCAGACGGACGCCAUGGAGCGGGUCGUCUUCACCUCCUCCGUUACCGCCGUCAUCUGGAGCGGCGCCGGCGCCGGCGCCCACAGGGUGGAGGUCGCCGACGAGAGGAGCUGGAGCGACCUCGCCUUCUGCAGGAAGUUCAAGCUGUGGCACGCCCUGGCCAAGACGCUGUCGGAGAAGACGGCGUGGGCGCUGGCCAUGGACCGGGGCGUCGACAUGGUGGCCAUCAACGCCGGCCUAUUGCUGGCCGCCCCCGAGCCCGGGCUUGGGCUCACCGCCGCGCACCCCUACCUCAAGGGCGCCCCCGACAUGUACGACGGCGGCGUCCUCGCCACCGUCGACGUCGGCUUCCUGGCCGACGCGCACGUCGCCGCCUACGAGUCCCCCACCGUCUACGGCCGCUACCUCUGCUUCAGCAACGCCGUCUGCCGCCCCGAGGACGCCGUCAAGCUCGCCCAGAUGCUCUCGCCGGCGCCGCCACGCUCGUCGCCACCAAGCGACGAACUGAAGGUGAUACCACAGAGGAUCCAGGGCAAGAAGCUGAACAAGCUCAUGCUGGAGUUCGCCAGCGGGGUAUACACUAUACAGGGAGAUGGACUAGGAAGGAACUCCCUCCCCCACAGAUGA